AUGACUAACAGUGUUUUAAGCAGGACGCAAGCCUUAUUAUUAAAAGAGCGCAAUAAUUGUCAACAAAUGGCUCUUCAUAUUGAUCUACUUAAAAAACAACAUGAAUUGGAUUGUGACAAACUAGAUCUCCUCUUGUCACUGGAUGGAAAACCUGUUCCAAGCCAUUAUUUUCAAGGAGAACUUGUUUUAAAACAACAUAUGGCAAAAAUGGAUAAACUGACAAAGGAACAGGCCUCAAAAUUACUUGAAGAGCGUUCUCUUUUGAAAGAAGAGUGGGACAGAGAGAGACGUUUAAACGAGAAAUGUAAAAAAGACAUGAGACAAAGAAUCCAGGAUUUGCAGGAAAAAGCUGUGCUAGCAAAUGAAAGCAGAAUACUUCAUAGCCAGAAGCAUUUACAGAAUUUUCUUUCUGGGAAGCCUGCUGAUGAAAAUGAUUAUAAUUUUCAUGGUGAUAGCAAUUCAAAUGUUUACGGAUCGAAGAUGGAUCAUUGUUCUGAUCAAGAAACCAAGAGGCUUAGGAAAAAGGUCGCAGAACUACAAAGCGAAAUAGAAUCGUGCAAUAAAAAAUUGACGGCGCAAAACAGUAUAAUUCAUGAAAUCAAGGACGAAUCUAAAAAAAGACAGGAAAAAUUUCUAGCACAGACGAAGUCUAUGAAGGAGAUAAUAGAGCGGUUAAAGGAGGAAAACAAUCAGUUGAACAAACGGAGACUAACCGAAGGUUCCGGUUUCCGCACUGAAAUCAAAUUAUUACAAGAUCAGCUUCAUAGAACUCAACGCCAGCUUUGUUUUUUAACCUUGAGAAAAUCUGAAGAAUGA
Molecule: messenger RNA, 816 nt
Organism: Daphnia pulicaria
Lineage: Eukaryota; Metazoa; Arthropoda; Branchiopoda; Diplostraca; Daphniidae
Exons: 5
Coding region: 1-816 (271 amino acids)
Cellular component (GO): centrosome
Source: RefSeq, a predicted model, not a curated record